Messenger RNA from Acanthaster planci (crown-of-thorns starfish), 5614 nucleotides. RefSeq names its product FANCD2 and FANCI associated nuclease 1 (gene fan1). NCBI's taxonomy places the organism in Eukaryota, Metazoa, Echinodermata, Asteroidea, Valvatida, Acanthasteridae. The record is from RefSeq and is a predicted model, not a curated record. Gene Ontology annotation, biological process: interstrand cross-link repair. Gene Ontology annotation, cellular component: nucleus. Gene Ontology annotation, molecular function: 5'-3' exonuclease activity; flap-structured DNA binding; 5'-flap endonuclease activity.
AUACUAUAACAGAUUCCAAAGUUCGCAGAGUUUGCGGGCAAGUUGAAACAUGAAAGUUGUUCACCGUACGUUUGUACAUGUACAUGUAGGCCUACGUUAUACGUAUCAAUAUUAUGUUGUUACUUGGCUUGGAAGUUGAAACUUCGUAUUUCACCUGUCUUGUCGAUUAUGAUGACAUUCAAUUUACUAUCAGAUUGUGAGCAACGUUUGCAGGAUUUAGUCACUUUUGCGUUUAUACAUUAGUUACGUCAUGAACGUUUGACUUAACCUGGUUAGGUCUACUUUGCGGGCGCCGGGUAGGCCUACAUGUACAUUAUAUGUACAUAUUCACCCAUGUUGACAGACUGACAAGGUCAUGAAGAUUUCAUUAAAGGACUCUGUCUGAUGUCAUGAUGGCUUCACGCUUGAAGAGAAAGGGUUUCAAAACUCCGACUAAAAAAUCGCCCCGCAUUGAAGCUUCGAAUCUAUCCAUUUUGGAAGAAGUCAGAAGUCAGCGUGGUUCCUCUAAAGUCCAGACGCCACCAUCCUCAAGUCGUUCAACGUGCUUCAAGAAGUCUCCACGCACUUCCAGCCCCAGUAAGGUCAGCCCAGUAGGGAGUUCCAAGUACUCCCCACAUUUCAGCCGAAAGAAAAGAACGAAGCUUUUCCAAGAACUGUCCUUGGGAGCUGAUGCUAAGAGAAAAGAUGCGGUGCCUGCUGAGGAGUCCAGGAGUAAAAAUACCAUCGAGAAGUUCUUCUCUCAAGCACAGCCUCAGAAAUUUGUGCCUUGCCCUGUCUGCCUGGACCAGGUUCCUUUGAUUGCCAUCAAUAAACAUCUGGAUAAUGGAUGCUUACAUGCAGAUCCAAGUGCCAACGAUGAUGAUGAUUUCAUCCAAAAGCCAUCAAACAGCACUGGAAGCGUAAAAGUGAACAAGGAACGGAAAGCUGCUGAAGUGACUGUUUCCAGUCCUCUGAGGAAGAUUGCAGAGGUGAAGUCAGAUGUGAAGGAUAGGCGAGUAAGACUGAGGUUAAAGAGGAAAAUGGAAUCGCAUCCGCUCUACAGAUCCAGCUCAGAUGUUGCCCAACCUGCCAAAACUCUUACAAGUGAGAGUGUGCCUUCUGCAAACUUCACCAGAACUGACUCCUCCCCCCCACAGGAGAAACUUGUCACCAGUGAAUACUUCAGUUCAGAUGAAAACUCAGGUCAUAGUUCUUCAGAGGUCAUAAAACCUCCUCGUUUGAAAAAAAGGCUUUCAUCACCUCAUUCUUCAAGGAGCCUUGGUCAAAGAGCUACACCUUCGAAAGAAGCUGAGGACAUCCCCGAAGGAGAUUACAGUUGCCUGGAGAGAAAGCUGAGUAACGCUAGUGAGUGUUCGACAGUCAUUCUCUCUUCACAGAGCCAGGGGAUUCCGGAAGCCCAGGAGGAUGUCUUCGUCAUGUAUGCCAACUCCUCAGUCAGCUAUUCUAGUCAAGAAAUGCCCAGCGAUAUUCAAUAUGACACAUCUCCUGAAUAUGCCAAGUUGUCCGUCUCCAAAUCCGGCUAUCUAAAGUAUGACAACUUGACCCCAGGUUUGACCUACACCAGCAUAGCCUCUGAUGAGGGAGACCCAAUCUCCGACAGGGAGGACACCACUCCAGAUUCCUUGACACCCACCGCUUUCUCCUCCAGCACAGACAGCUCCUCAGGAAUCGGGUCCCAAUCAUCUUUCAGCAGAAAACCUUGCCCGGCAGGCCUGACAGAUGAUCCUCUAGGCACAAGCAGCCAAUUUGUCAACAGUGAGACAGUCCAAGAGGGACACUUCAUGCCUGUUGGUCUCAAUGAGGAAUCUGAUCUAUCCUCCACCCCGUCACACCAAGACCUUCAGGAUUUUUCUGAACCUCUUACCAGCAGCUCUAGGCAAUCCACAAGCUCGCUACCUUUGAGCGAGACAAGUGCGUCGACAUCCAGCAGUUCUUCGGAGAGGAGUAAUUCUUCCCAAGGGUUGUCAUUGACUAUCGUCACGCCAAAGAAAACCUCUGGAUCCAGUUCACCGUUGAAAAGAGCAGCAGAGGCAAGCAGCCCCGCCAACAGCCCUUGGAAGUACAGGGAUCCUUACUUCUUGGUCAACUUCAAGCUGAUCCUCAACACUGUUCUGGCCAGCGAGGAUGAUCGUAGUCUCUUCAGUGACCAGGACAUUGACGUCAUCGAUACAUUUCGGAAUCUGUCAGCACCAUCACAGCAGCUGUAUGUUCGACUGUUCCAACGAAAGCAUGCCUGGUUGCAGGUUGGCAAGCUGGAUUACAAACGUAUAGCUGUGGACCUGACACCUGUGGUGGCUGAGCUUCAGGAGGCAGGAUUAGUGCAAACAGAGCAAGAUCUGACUGACUUUGAUGUGGUGUUGAACCUGUGCUCUGCACCUGACCUGAAAACCUUUGCCAAGACUCUGCGUCUGGCACCCUCUGUUGGCCAGACCAAGGCAGAUCUGGUGGGCGCCUUACUGAAACAUGGUCGACAGCAGCGCUCGCUGUUCGCCGGUAGCAUGGAGCAAGUCCUCAUCAAAAAAGCUAAGAAGAUGAUUGGUGCCUGUCUCCGUCUUAGCAACGAGCCCCGAACCAUCUUUUCCCGUCUUCUCCUCCUCUUCUCGCUUACUACAGACAUGGAUGAGGAAGACAAAGCCAGCGGGGGAAUGUCUCAGUUGCAAACAUUGCUAUUAUCCAACAUGGGACGUGUGAUCUACCCAACCUACAAAGUAAUGAGAACAGUGAAGAUUUUUUCCACAAAAGAUGACCUACUCAGGUAUGAGACUGCCCUCCAUUAUGAGACUGACAUAGCCUUAGCCAUGAGUACCAAUGACUUCGACUUGGCUUACCAACUGCAGCAGAAGGCAAUGAGCAUCUUUGAAGAAAUUCAAAAGGAUUCAAAGAUCCUGAGCCACGACCUGUCGCUGCCCAAUUUCAUUCGCCGCUUCACCGCGUCCUGGACCUAUACUCGUACUGCCUACACCGGCGUGGAGAUCCUACAAAAGCUCCGCCGCUACACUGAAGCUGUGGACGCGCUGCGACUACUCCUGGCCCAGAGUAACUACUGCUGUGACAGCAGGGGGCGCUGGUGGGACCGACUCGCACUGAACCUGGACCAGCACCUUAAGAAACCAGAGCAGGCUCUUGAUGCAGUCCAAGAAGGUCUAGCAGAUGGCUACGUCAGAACGGGUCAUCGCUUGGCACUCCAGCUCCGAGCCCAGAAAAUUCUCAAGUCGGCCAGCGGCAAGCGGUUCCGGAAAAGACGAGACGACUUCACCUUUGACCCUGUCAGAGAAAUGCCAAGGGUCACCAUUGAAGGUCGAGUCUUGCCAUACCAAGCCCCUGGAAUCAAGAACACCUUUGUGAGAGAGUGGACGGGCGACAGGAAACGAGAGGGCGACAUGGCAAUAUGUCGGGUGGAGGAAGUAGCUCUGGAGCAUUAUAAGGGGCUGGGUUACCCGGAAGGUGUCCACGGGGAGGGAAGCACUUUUACCACGCUAGUAUCCCUUCUCUUCUGGGAUCUGAUCUUCCUGGAGGGAAUUCCUGAUACCUUUUGCUAUCCCUAUCAGUCUGGUCCACUUGACAUACGGUCGGACUGUUUCUUCCUGAAUCGGAAAGAAGCUCUAGAACAGCGACUAUGUGAGCUCAGGCAAGCAGACACCGAGGAGCUGCAGGACAAGCUGGAAACCAGCUGGAUGGAGUACCAUGGGGAGCAGUGUACCGGAGUGAGCUGGGAUCUCUUCCGUGAUGUCCACCAUGCCAAGGGUCUCUUAGCCUGUCUUGGAGGUGAAUUCCUAUCAGCUAUCGCAGAGAGAAUCCUGAGGGACCAUCGGCAUUGCAGAGGUGGUAUGCCAGACCUGACAGUCUGGUGUCCGGUGUCGGGCAAAUUCAAGCUGGUGGAAGUGAAGGGGCCAGGAGACCGUUUGUCCCACAAGCAGAUUCUGUGGAUUGAUUUCUUUCUGUCUCUGGGUGUUGAUGCUGAGGUCUGCCACGUCACAGCAAUUGGGUCCAAACGACUGAAGCUCACGAGAGCGCUCAGCAGGCAGAGCGAUGUGACAAGUUCCUCCAGUCAGAAUUAAAUUGGUUCACACCGGCUCGGGAUACUGGGUCCAUUCUGCAAAUUGUAGCUUCAGAAUCAUCUUGGUCUCUGAAAUCAUUGCCAAGCAUUGACUGUGAAUGGUAGACAGAUCAUGAAUAUAUUUUGAGUGCAGAAGAAUGGAGCAUUUUGUCUGUCUCCAACUGAAAUUGUUCUGACCAAUGCACUCAUAAACAGUCAUUUUUUAUACAGUACCUGCAUAAAUCCAAGGUCAGCAUUUCCUACAAGUUCCAGUAUUUCCUCUUCUGUUGGGAAAACAAAUAGUCCUCGUAUAUGAAUUUUGCAAAACAGACUCAAGUCCUCAGAAGUGCCAACCACUGGUAGUACUGUGCAAUGUUAGACUGGUUCCUAUCCAUAAUUUAUUUUCCUCUCUUACUAGAAAUGAAAUACAUGCAAUGGCGGGAACCAGUCAAAGUGAAAUGAAGUUCUAUUCAAUGGGUACGGUUGAAUGGAACAAAUAAUUCAGAAACGUGAUAAAUGAUGCACCAAUCAGAUGAUGGGGACUAGGCAGUUAUUGUAUGAUAUUGAAUUAAAAGAUAAUGAAAACUUUGACCUUCCAUUAGACAGUUUAAAGUAGCUGCAUGAAAAGGUGGAGCUACACUGAUGACAGAUGGGGGGGAGUCACGGCUUAGGGCUCUCAUUCAGUAAGCUGUAGCCUGUAGCCAGAGCUGAAGAACGAUGUGGCAUUAGCUAGAUAAUCAAAGUACAUGUAUUGCAUACCAACCAGUACUGAACCUUUACCUGAAUAUAUGUAAAAAUUUGGUUGGUAACCAAUGAAUUGUCUUUUUCAGUGUUUACUGCUCAAAGAGCAAAUUUUGCUUAGCAAAUUAAUAUUGCUUACCAGAUUAAGAUUACUAUUCAGAGAAUAUCACAUUCUUAAAUGUCUGAUAGCCUCAGGUAAAUUUUUGUUAAGUAAAUUUCAACAUUUUCACCUCAGGAAUGUUUUGCAAUUAGAGAUAUGAAAAAGUUAAGGCUUAAACUGUAGCCCUUGAUAAAGGGCAAAUAUGUACUGUAAUCUGUAAAAUAGCCUUUAUGUCGAUUGGCAAAUGACAACUCUCACGUUUUUUAAUAAUGUUCCACUAGGAAAAAAGUAAAGUGUGAUUUAGUAAGUAGUAACACUAUCGAUCACCAUCGAUUUGAACAUUGGAUCGUUGUGAUGCUAUAUACCAGUGCAGUACUGAGAUACUUGCCUCGAUGUGUUCAGGACAUCAACUUAGGGCUGGAUGGAAUAUCUUAAAUGUUCUUCCUUGGUUGACCUUUUGUGUUCCACUGUGACCGGUUGAUAAUGUCUCAGUUGUUCUUUGAAACUCCAGCUCCAAAUAUUGAACACCACACUGCUUAGGCCUUGGAAUACUGCCAAGAUUUUCUUUCUCUUUAAAGUUUCGUGCGGCAAUGUGAGUCAUCUUUAGCUUUCAUUCAUUCUUUCUUUCUGCAGAGGUAUUCUUUAUUCAGAAUCCUGCAACGAACUCGACACAAAUGCAUUGUAUUUAGACAGUUGUGUAGGUCACAGAAUAAAAAUCAUUUCGGAAAUCCGGUAGG